UAGAUUUUUAAAGUUGAACACAAGAAAAACGUAAUAUUUAUCUUAAAUUCGAUCUAAUCAUGUGCUUCAUAGUGACUGGGUGCAAAUAUGUGGCCCAGAUGUACCCAAAGCAGUUCGCAUUGGUAGUGCAUCCCUGCGCCGUUGGCUUAAUUUUGGCUGGCACUGUGUUCUUCACAUCGGUGGAAAUGUUUUACGUGGUGCCCCUAAUUGUCGGCACUGAAGGCCUGCUGUACAAAAUCGCCUGGCUGGUGACUAUAUUCAUUGUCUUUAAUCUGCUGGGAAAUAUGUUGGCUUGCUACAGAACGGAUUCUUCGGUGGAAAAUCUGCCAAUUGAUCGACAAGUUCCGACUCCCGAAGAGGAACACUUGUGGCAUCAUUGUGAUUAUUGUCAAGUGCUAAGGCCGCCUAGAUCCUGGCAUUGCAAAUUGUGUAAGAGCUGCAUUUUAAGGCGGGAUCACCACUGCAUCUUCACAGCCACUUGCAUUGGGCACAAUAAUUACAGGUACUUCUUCUGGUUUUUAGUCUAUAUGAUGAUUGGAACAUUUUUGUCCUUGGCAACGCAUUUAAUCCUCUUUAUAAUCAAUGAAGACAUGCGAAAAAAUUAUUUUCUUUUCUAUCUUGUGCGACUUGACUUCACAUACUUGCAAAAAAUUUAUGAAUUCGGCUUUCAAUUCAAUUGUAUAAAUUUAAUAUUGGUGCUCAACGUAUAUUCCUUCAUCUUUCCCUUGAUUAUGUUGGGUUAUCAAAUACGGACUAUAUAUCUCAACACCACAUUCUAUACGGCCACCUCGGAUCUGAAAUACAAUCAGGGCCCUCGGAAAAACUUCAAGACUUUAAUGGGAAAACGCGGCUUGUGGACUUUUUUCUCGCCUGUAAUUAGAAGUCCCUUGCUUCACGAUGGAACCCAGUGGGAAACGAAGUAUUUAGAUAUCAACAAUUGCUAAAAUGUAACUCAAGUUCAAGUGAAGAUAUUAAAAAAAUUCAAAAAAGUAAUUUCCCAAA
Drosophila ficusphila is the source of this 1002-nucleotide messenger RNA. Its product is annotated as probable palmitoyltransferase ZDHHC24. Bases 60 to 944 code for a protein of 294 amino acids. NCBI's taxonomy places the organism in Eukaryota, Metazoa, Arthropoda, Insecta, Diptera, Drosophilidae. Gene Ontology annotation, biological process: protein targeting to membrane; peptidyl-L-cysteine S-palmitoylation. Gene Ontology annotation, molecular function: protein-cysteine S-palmitoyltransferase activity. The transcript is spliced from 3 exons. The record is from RefSeq and is a predicted model, not a curated record. Gene Ontology annotation, cellular component: Golgi apparatus; endoplasmic reticulum.